CGAAAGGAACACAGAGAGGGACAAGGCAAAGAGAUCUGGGGUGCAUCUCCAUUGAAACAUUGGAGGAGGAGCGAGACAGGCUGAAUGGGAGCGAGCUGCUAUUUGUUUAUAUUUACGCAAUAAAACAAAACAAAAAAUAAUAACGUGACCGAUUUCCCUCCUCUUGAUCUAAGUAACCAAUCUCCAUUUAAAUCGCGACUGGGGGUAAAAAAAAAAGAAAACCCUCCAAAAAAGAGGAAAACUAACCGCCCAAAAUGAAUCAUCUGAACGCCUGCGAGCGACUGGAUUCGGUGUGAAAUCCUCCCAGCUAACAAAGACAGAAAACUACGCGGUGAUUGAUCUUUUCCCCCCCCCUCCCCCCUCUCUUCUUCUCCGGGUUUGGCGCACGCAACCUGCUGGAGCUAAACUCCUCCUCCCACCUCCCUCCGGUUCCUCUCAUCUUCUCCCUCCCCCCCUCCUCCGGUCCUCUAUGCUCAGUUCGGUGUGUGUAUCCUCUUUCAAAGGGCGCAAGGGUGGGAACAAGUCGUCCAACAAAGCAUGUUACAGCGCAGACAUGACUUGUCCGUCGGAAAGCGAGAAAAUCGUGAUAAACUGCGGCGGGGUGCGCCAUGAGACGUACCGGAGCACCCUGAAGACCCUGCCCGGCACCCGCCUGUCGUGGCUCACCGAGCCGGACGCCUUCAGCAACUUCGACUACGACCCCAAAUUGGACGAGUUCUUCUUCGACCGCCACCCGUCCGUCUUCUCCUUCAUCCUCAACUACUACCGCACGGGCAAGCUGCACUGUCCCAACGACGUGUGCGGCCCCCUGUUCGAGGAGGAGCUCGCCUUCUGGGGCAUCGACGAGACGGACGUGGAGGCGUGCUGCUGGAUGAACUACCGCCAGCAUCGGGACGCCGAGGAGGCGCUGGACAGCUUCGAGACGCCCGAGCCGGACGCGCCCGACGACGACCCGGCCUUGGGGGGCGCCGACGGGGACCUGAAAAGACUGUGCAUGCAGGAGGACGCCAGGAGGGCGGGCUGGUGGAAAACCUGGCAGCCCAAAAUAUGGGCGCUCUUCGAGGACCCCUACUCGUCCAAAUACGCCCGGUAUGUGGCGUUUGGCUCCCUAUUCUUCAUCCUCAUCUCCAUCUCCACUUUCUGCAUGGAGACGCACGAGGCCUUCAACACCAUCCUCAACAAGACCGAGAACGUGACGGUGGGCAACGUCACGCGCGAGGAGAUCGUCUACGAGGUGGUGACUGACAGCUGGCUGACAUACGUGGAGGGCGUGUGCGUCAUCUGGUUCACCAUCGAGGUCCUUCUGCGAGUCAUCUUCUGCCCCGACAAGGUCGAGUUCUUCAAAAGCACGCUCAACAUCAUCGACUUUGUGGCCAUCCUGCCCUUCUAUCUGGAAGUGGGCUUGAGCGGUCUUUCCUCCAAAGCCGCCAAGGACGUCCUGGGAUUCCUCCGCGUCGUGCGAUUCGUCCGCAUCCUCCGAAUCUUCAAGCUGACCCGUCACUUUGUGGGCCUGCGAGUCCUCGGCCACACCCUCCGUGCUAGCACCAACGAAUUCCUCCUGCUCAUCAUCUUCUUAGCCCUCGGCGUCCUCAUCUUCGCCACGAUGAUUUACUACGCCGAGAGAAUCGGCGCGCACCCGGACGACCCGGCGGCGAACGCCCACACCAACUUCAAGAAUAUCCCCAUCGGUUUCUGGUGGGCCGUGGUGACCAUGACCACGUUGGGCUACGGAGAUAUGUACCCGGAGACGUGGUCGGGGAUGCUGGUGGGGGCUCUGUGCGCCUUGGCCGGCGUGCUGACCAUCGCUAUGCCCGUUCCCGUCAUCGUCAACAACUUCGGCAUGUACUACUCUCUGGCCAUGGCCAAACAAAAGUUGCCCAAAAAGAAGAACAAACACAUACCGAGAGCACCUCAGCCGGGCUCUCCCAACUACUGCAAGCCGGAUGCCCUGGCCAUGGCUACGGCCUCACCGCAAAGACUCUUGGGAAAUGUCCUAGGUGGAGUGAUGGGCUCCGGAGGCCUCGGGGGCGACUGCCCCCUCGCCCAAGAAGAAAUUAUAGAGAUCAACAGAGAUUCCAAGCAGAACGGUGACGCGGCCUCGGCCGCGUUGGCCAACGAAGACUGCCCCACCAUCGACCAGGUGCUCAGCCCGGACGAGAGGAGCCCCAUCGGGCGGGGUCCGACCCGGGAACGCUACCAGCAGGACCGCGCCUGCUUCCUGCUUAACACCAGGGAAUUCCGAGCCACAGAUGGGAACGUGCGGAAAGAGGCAGCAGCCCUGGCACCCAGCCCAGACUCCCCUCUGACUGAGGAUUGGUAUAAGAUGGAAGGGUCUCUGUUACAGCAGGACCUCAAUGCAAACUCCACCGCCUCCUGGAUCAAACCAUAGACCAGAGUGUUAAGUUUCUAGCGUUGGCCUUCUCUCUGUAACGAGGAGUCAUUAAGCGGUUAACGCAUAUUUGCGGCGGGAGCCACGUAGGCGGCGGGCGUGGCGUGGAUGGACGUUUUACAGGAGAUCUUUGGCGUGACACGAGAGAAAAAGAGAGCGGGGCCACACGUUUAAUCAUGAAUUCUGGAAAUUCACACGGUCAGCUCCUGCUCACGUCGUUACCAAAGUAGCCUCUCGGAACUCCGAUGACCACAUUUUUUUGACAUCUAUCUGACAGACCUUCUUUUUUUUUUUUUCACCCCCUCUUCUUUUUUCUCCCCCACCCAUUUUGGGCCAAUUGACUGAGCAUUGCACUGACACACUUUGGGAGGAAGGAAAAAAAAAAAAAAAGGGACUCCCGAUGGCACAUUCCAGAUCACUUUGAAAACAUCACCUGUUCUGUGGCCCACUUUACCUGUUUCUGGAACAAAGAAACAAACAAACAAAAAACUACUUGUCUUCACAAGGGACUGAAUGAACAAUGUAGCAUCUCUGCUAACACUGUAGCAUUUGUUGGCUGGGAAACGACUUUACCUGACAGGAGAGCGAGGGAUUUAUGCAGUUUAGAUGUCACGGCCCUCUCGAGAUCCUUUCCAGUGAAGAAGUAAAACACCCUGACAGUACAUGAGAGACAUAGGUCUUAACCUUCAAGGAAAAUUACGAUCAAACGAAUGACCCGCAUAAAGAUCAAGUUUAGCACUUGCAUCUGAAACUUUGUCUUCCAUUCACUUCUAUAAAACACGUAUAUGAAGCGAUCGUUUAAAAGCUACUACGACUAAAUUAAACCCAUGUAGCAUAUCCGCGUCCGACGUGGUUUGACCUUUAGUCUGCCGUGACAUGACAAGACGUUUUCUCUCAUGUACUGCAAAAAGGGGUGGGGGGGGGGGUUUGCGAUCCUGCCGAAUGACCUUCUGUGAUGUCAUCUAGAUUAGCAGAAAUUAGUCCAUUUAGGGUUGAACUGCCACUUGCAUUCGCUCCUCUUUUAAGUGAAGCACAUUGAAGCAAAAUUUAGAACGAUCCAGGCUGGAGCGGAAAAUAGACUCAAGGAGACGUGAGCUCGAGAUGACUCUUGUCGUCUUGGGUCCAAUAACAAGAUUGCUUGAAUUCUAAUGAAAAGGAGAAUGGACAGCAACCCCAUGUCCCCUCCACUCCCUGUCCCCUGCCACAAGGACACUUUUUACACCCCAUAUAACUGCCCAUUAGCAGGAAAGGAUUAAUUUGAAAGGGACCAAUCAGAUUAAUAAACCCCCAACACACACACGCACACAAAGGCCUACACUGCCAACAAGGCACAAGGACCCCCAGAUGAAUACUGCCCAGAAUCACUCUGUGGUACCUCUUGCUGCCAGCGGGCUACUUCACUGGUGGGUCGACGUCACAAUGAGGACGGCCCGGCAGGCGGAGCCAUCAACAAGCAGAAGCGGACCAAGCAUAGAAGUUUACAAAAAAAAAAAAAAAAAUGAAGAACAAAUCUAUAUUUUGAUAAAACAAAUCUAGAUAUGGCAUAGGAAGCUGGUCCAGGAUGGAAUGAGAGGAAGUGGAAGAUAGCGCUGGGGGGGUGGGGGGGGGGGGGGGGGGGGGG
Molecule: messenger RNA, 4010 nt
Organism: Phycodurus eques (leafy seadragon)
Lineage: Eukaryota; Metazoa; Chordata; Actinopteri; Syngnathiformes; Syngnathidae
Gene: kcnc3b
Product: potassium voltage-gated channel, Shaw-related subfamily, member 3b
Exons: 6
Coding region: 470-2389 (639 amino acids)
Biological process (GO): potassium ion transmembrane transport; protein homooligomerization
Cellular component (GO): voltage-gated potassium channel complex; axon; neuronal cell body membrane
Molecular function (GO): protein binding; delayed rectifier potassium channel activity
Source: RefSeq, a predicted model, not a curated record